GGCGUAUGCUGUUUGUCAUAAUUGUUAUGUAUGUCUGUCCCAAAUGUAUAGUAAUCUGGCGGCGACUGCACUCAUGAUACCCAUUAUAAACGCAGCGAUGGAUCAAAUAAAACAACGGAAAUCCAAAUCAUACGGAACUCUAACGCAAAGCAACGGGAAGGGCAGUACAAAUCACAAGUGCGGAAAACUAGUGCCACUCAGUAGGUGUAGUAUCCGAAUAGAAGAUGAAUCCCAGGAAUCCAUCCGAAAGUCUGUAUUUCUAGGCGUUUGUUACGCGGCCAACAUUGGAGGGACGGGUACUCUGACGGGUACGUCCACUAACCUCAUACUUAAUGGAAUACUCAAAGAAAAUCCGAUAUCAUUCUCUGAUUGGAUGAUAUUCAAUGUACCAGGCAUGUUUUUACUUGUGUUCAUUACAUGGGGACUAAUGGUCUCAUUCUUCAUGAAAACCCCCGAAGACUCUUUGACUGAAGAGAAAGACAACGAAGCCGUAUAUAAAGCCAUUAAAUAUAAAUACGACGAAUUGGGGUCUAUUUCUUUCUACGAGUUCUCAGUUCUCGUACUUUUCGUCUUAUUACUGCUCCUUUGGUUCUUCAGAGACCCAGACUUUCUCAAGGGUUGGGCUCUUUAUAUGAAUGAUCAGCACAAUUUCAUAAAGGACUCGUGUCCGGCCAUAUUCAUAGUCAUGUUCUUCUUCAUAAUUCCCGCAAAUCCAACAAAUCUAAGACAAUCGGCACCACUACUGGACUGGAAGACCACUCAGGACUCGGUGGCCUGGGGUAUCAUUUUGCUCAUUGGCGGUGGCUUUGCGAUGGCUGAAGGGGCUGAGGUGUCGGGUCUGUCGUAUUGGAUGGGAACACAAUUAACAGUAUUGGAGCACCUGUCUCCUUUUGCCAUCACAUUGAUUGUAAGCAUAAUAGCGCUGAUACUGACAGAAAUAGCGAGCAAUACGGCCACCUGUACUAUAAUGUUGCCGGUCAUCAAACGUAUGGCAAUUGAACUGAAAAUAAGUCCAUUAUCAGUGAUGUUACCAGUGACACUUGUCUGUUCCUAUGCAUUCAUGCUUCCGGUGGCCUCAGGAACUAAUGCUAUUAUCUUUGAAACGGCAAAGAUGAGGAAUAAAGACAUGAUUGUUCCUGGAUUUUUCUUGAAGAUUAUAUGUCUUUCAAUAACUCUAUUCAUGAUUAACACGUGG
Messenger RNA from Oppiella nova, 1195 nucleotides. The record is from the annotation of a GenBank genome assembly. NCBI's taxonomy places the organism in Eukaryota, Metazoa, Arthropoda, Arachnida, Sarcoptiformes, Oppiidae.